UUCAGUACUUCUUUUAAUCUGCUGCGAUGCGGUCGUUAGUCCAGUUGCUGUGCUACAUCUUGCUCCUCACGUUUUGUUUAGUAUGUUUUUACGAAUUUAUUCUUCGUCGUAGCAGCUUUCAUGUACUCUCUGAGAAUAAAAUAUUGAACAGGGCUGAUCCCAGAAUCGAUGACUUCGUCUCACCUGAUCCCAGAAUCGAUGCCUUCGUCUCACAAUCUCACCAAAUAGGCCUACAAUGCGGGACAGAGAACCGGGCAAAGGACAGAAUUGUAUUUAUAAAAACCCACAAAACUGCCAGUACAACAUUAGCUUCGAUAUUUGAGAGAUAUGGCUAUUCACGCAAUCUUACAUUCGGGGUUGGAGUCGGAACUCACGUCAUAUCUAGCUACAAACUCUUCAAACGUCACAUGAUCCACCAAAGUAAUUCACGUCAUCAGUACCAUUUUUUGACGAAUCACGUGCGGUAUAACCGAAAAGAGAUGGAAGCCGUUUUCCCAAAUGCUACAUAUGUGACAAUUCUCCGAAACCCUGUGUCACAGUUCGAAUCUGCAUUUGGUUACUUUAAUUUUGCAAAUAGUGCUCACAUUACAAAUAGCGAAGAUCCAAUAGGCACUUUUUUCACUGACCCUGACAAAUUCUACAACACCACUGGUUUCUUUUUUAAAAACCAAGCUAAAAACGGCCAGAUAUUUGAUCUAGGCUUAGACACAUCCCUGCAAAAUGACAGAAGUGCAUUUAACGACGUAUUUAAAUCGUUAAAACAAGAGCUUGACUUUGUUUUAAUAUCAGAAUAUUUUAAUCAUUCGCUGGUGUUGAUGAAACAAAAAUUAUGCUGGCAGACGGAUGAUAUUUUGUACAUUUCUAAAGGGAUUCGAAAUUCUCAUAUUCGUUACCAACUUAAACUAGAAACAAAAGAGCGAAUAAAGGCAUGGAACGCCCUGGAUAUGCAACUUUAUAAUUAUUAUAACGAAACACUCUGGAGGAAGAUUUCGGAGUAUGGAUCAAUGUUUUGGGAUGAUCUGAAAGAAUUCGAGAAUCGGCUUGAAGAGAUUCAAAGUGAAUGCAUAGAUACAUCUAAACGUGACGUCAGCGAUUACCGUGAAGACAACAUUGUAGUUAAAGAUGAUGCAGGAGAAUUUUGCAAAGCUCUUGCUUUGAAUGAUGUAGAAUACUCAAGAUUGAUACGCAAAAGGCAAGGACUUGAUAACUAGACGAACAACUAUAAUUAUCAUGGUAACCUUUCAACAGGAAUCCGAUGAUCGUAAAACUCGCCGACACUCUUGUGAGAAGAAACUAGGCCUAUAAUUUAAAGCAACGAAAAGAUGCCAUUUAGAAAGGUCAUGGUAUAAUUUAGAAACCAAAAUAAAUAAAUAAAACUAGCGAUUCUUAAGGAAAACCAGGCUUUAGCUUGACAUUUGCCGUAUACAUUCCUGUCUUAGUUAACUUAAACAGGAGCCCGGUUUAGUACAUUUUUUGAUAAAGCAAAAAAGACAUCAGCCAAGUUGCGAUGUUGCACUAGCGUGGCAGUCCCCGGCGCAACCGGGAAAGCUCCCCGAAACGACCAACCAACGAAAGCUGUCGGCUAUGCAAGUAGCGAUUUUGUGGAACAAGCUACAUGCAUCGGGGUUCGGUUGUUGGCAUCCUUUUGUCGACACUUUGGUUUGUUACGACCAAAUUUGUUUUGAGGCGAUGGACUUAAAAUUUCUUCCUGAACUAAACACUGGAUCGCGACCCAUGGUUGCGGUACAGAGGUUUAGAGAAUAUACCGGGUGUUGUGUUGAGUUUUUCCUUGAGCAAUGAGACUUGGCGUACGUACGCUUUAACCUCAAGGAAAAGGCGCAUUAUAAAUGGCUGUACCAGUAUCUGUACCCAGUAUCAUACAAGUAAAAAUAAAACUGAGUUAAUGUCCGCCAAAUAUGACAGCAUACGCAAGAAAAAUACAAAAUGAACAGGUAUCCUAUCCCCGAAAACAAUGUAAUAUUUGAGAUUUUGUCAUAGUUAUCAUCAGCACACGUUGUAUAGCCACAGCUGAUUAUGCGUUUCAUACAACUGUUGCGUGUCACCCGGUUUCCAUUGUGUCACGAUCAUUAACAACAUAUGGUGUGGGUUGAUAAUGAUAUUGAUUUUCACUUAUGCAAUUAGCCUUUACCUGCAUUGCAUAAUUGCAUUAAUUCUAAGUUUAGACAGUAAAGAAGUAACACACGUAAUGAUUAUUGUGAUAAUUGGACCAAAGCUUAAUGCCAAUUUAGCUCUAGCGGAAGAGGAAUUAAUAGGACUAGUGUAAAACUGAUUUUUUUUAAGACACUGAAGGAGCAUCUGAAGAAAAAGUCGGAAACGGUUAAUAGCAUAUUCUUUUUGAAUACUCUACUUAAAAGUGGGGGACCCUCACUCUGAAGGCCAAAACUAGGCAAGCGAAAGCUUUUUUACUUUUUAUUUUUCGGUUUUUCUGUCUUUUCUGCGGCCUACUUAUGAUUUGAUUUAUGACAAUAAAAAGUAACAUACUGUACUUAUUAAAAGUAGAGCUAUACUACCAGCGUAGGGAGUUCGUCGACAACGUUUGAGAGUUGGGUAAAUUGGAAUUGGUCUCAGGUCCGAUUCAAUGGCAAGCAGGCUUGAUGGUUCUCUGACCUACAUUUCAGAAAUCGUUCCUUCACCUUUCAUUUUGAGUAUUCUGGUGUCUACGACAUUGGAACCAGCCAUAACAGGGGUCUUGGGUCGGAGGCAGGUGGUGUCAAAGGCAAUAAUUUUCCCGGUUAAUAAUUCAUAAUACCCCCACCCCCAUACAAAACAAUACGACAUAGGGCUUACCUUAUUUAUAAU
Molecule: messenger RNA, 2820 nt
Organism: Anneissia japonica
Lineage: Eukaryota; Metazoa; Echinodermata; Crinoidea; Comatulida; Comatulidae
Product: galactosylceramide sulfotransferase-like
Exons: 2
Coding region: 27-1211 (394 amino acids)
Biological process (GO): glycolipid biosynthetic process
Cellular component (GO): membrane
Molecular function (GO): galactosylceramide sulfotransferase activity
Source: RefSeq, a predicted model, not a curated record